Molecule: messenger RNA, 2116 nt
Organism: Oryza sativa Japonica Group (Japanese rice)
Lineage: Eukaryota; Viridiplantae; Streptophyta; Magnoliopsida; Poales; Poaceae
Source: RefSeq, a predicted model, not a curated record
CCAUUGCCUACACACCCACACCCCAGUACCCCACUAUAGCUGGAUGACUCGCGGAGCUCACCAACGUCGCCACGCCCUCUCGCCGACCUCCUCCUCCUCCUCCUCCUCUUGCCUCCUCCGCUGAGGCAGCCAGUGCGUGCGCCGCGCGGGCAGCGUCGGCAUUAGAGGGGUGGUGGCGGGCGGCGCGCCGACGGAGACGCCAGGGUGUGGAGGAGGGUCUGACCCUUCACUUGGUGGUGUGAUGUCGGUUGGGUGCGCCGAUGAAUUGCAUUGACUGGUUUCACCAUUAUGUUUUUUUCCCUGUACUCCACUGGACAUACUUUAAUGCAGUAAACUAGUGAUGCAGCAAGUUGAUUAGAUAGUGUAGAACUCACUAACUAAAGAAUUUUAUAUUACUAAUGCUGAUGCCAGUUUCUUAUUGUGUGGUCAACCAAUUUGUUUUCAUGGUCAAGUGGUACUGGUAAACGGACAUAUAUUUGUUUACACAACAAUGGUUGUGACAUGAGACUACUUAUUACAGUAACUCUGAGUCUCUGACUGGUUGUUCCUCAUCACCAAAAAAAAAAAAAACCGUUUUGAUGUUCCUCUUUCUUCUGCAGAUAUUCAGCAGAAGGCACUUCCUCUGUUUGAUUUGCAAAAAUGGCUUGCUGCUUUAUGUUUGGGAAUGAUACAAAACAAACUAGUGAAGGUGAACAAGGAGAAAAAGCGGUCAGGAUUUUUUCUUACAAUGAGCUGAGAAGAGCUACACAUGAUUUUAGUGGGGCGAACAAGAUUGGUGAGGGCGGCUUCGGUUCUGUGUUCAGGGGAAGGCUCAGAGAUGGGACAAUAGUUGCAGUAAAGGUGCUCUCUGCUACUUCAAGGCAAGGCGUCCGUGAGUUCAUUAAUGAACUGACAGCAAUUUCCGAUGUGAUGCAUGAAAACCUAAUUACGUUAGUCGGCUGCUGUGCUGAAGGGUCUCAUAGGAUCCUUGUAUACAAUUAUCUUGAGAACAACAGCCUUCAACAUACACUACUAGGGUCAGGCCGUAGCAACAUCCAAUUCAAUUGGAGAGCUCGUGUCAAAAUCACUGUAGGUGUUGCCCGUGGGCUUGCAUUUCUUCACGAAGAAGUUCGUCCUCACAUAAUACACCGGGACAUAAAGGCAAGCAAUAUUCUUCUCGACAAGGAUAUGACCCCCAAAAUAUCUGAUUUUGGGUUGGCCAGGCUCCUCCCACCAAAUGCGACUCAUGUGAGCACCCGAGUUGCAGGAACAAUAGGGUACCUAGCUCCUGAAUAUGCACUCAGAGGACAAGUGACUAAGAAGUCAGAUAUCUACAGUUUCGGUGUUUUGAUCUUGGAAAUUGUCAGCGGCAGAUGCAACUAUAAUUCUAGGUUGCCUUAUGAAGAACAAUUUCUGCUUGAGAGGACAUGGACAUGUUAUGAGCAAGGGCAUUUAGAGGAGAUCAUAGAUGCAGAUAUAGAAGAUGAUGUGGAUGUCGAGGAGGCAUGCCGGUUCUUGAAGGUUGGACUACUAUGCACUCAAGAUGCGAUGAAACUCCGUCCCAACAUGAUCAACAUCGUCCAGAUGCUGACCGGAGAGAAGGAUGUCAACACAGAAAGGAUCACCAAGCCCUCUGUUGUUGGUGACCUGGGAGACCUGAGAGGUAGCAGCCAGCAGAGACCAAUUGAUCCACAGUCUCUCCUGAUGAGAUCCUUUGCCACCACUGACCCAUCCACAUCAUCAGACACGACUACACGAUCAUCGCUAUGAAAAGAAAAAAAAAGAACUUUGUAUCAACCAACUUAUUCCAUUUGUAAAUUGUUAUGCUAGAUAGAGAAAGAGGCUGUUAUGAUGCACAGGCCAGAGAUGUAAUUUGAUCUUCCUUAUCUGAAAAGAUGAGAGGUUUGUGCUGGGCUGAUGGAUGCCGCAGUGGUGAAAAUUUGGCAUUUUUCUAUAUCUAUGGAAAUGCCACAGCCAAUAGCGAUUUUGCAUUAUUCUUUUUUUUUUGUUCUUUUGUUCUUUCAUCAUAUGUAAACUAGUCAAAUGCCAUGUACUGUACUGGAAUAUAACUAGUCAAAACGCACUCGUGUGUGCGCGUAAUAUUCGUGGCACCAGGCAUCAGGUGCUUCCCAUAGUA